Messenger RNA from Spizellomyces punctatus DAOM BR117, 2184 nucleotides. RefSeq names its product gamma-glutamyltransferase. The record is from RefSeq and is a predicted model, not a curated record. Gene Ontology annotation, biological process: glutathione catabolic process. Bases 112 to 1977 code for a protein of 621 amino acids. The transcript has 17 exons. Gene Ontology annotation, molecular function: glutathione gamma-glutamate hydrolase. Gene Ontology annotation, cellular component: plasma membrane. Lineage: Eukaryota; Fungi; Chytridiomycota; Chytridiomycetes; Spizellomycetales; Spizellomycetaceae.
GAUCGCUAACUUUUCCCACUGGGUGACGAUAUUUUCUUUCGAGCGUUGAACGCAAAUUCUUGGAUAUAUAUAAGAUACGAGGCGACCGACGAUCCUUGCCAGCUCCACAAAAUGCCCUUAGCGUCGUCCCAACAGGAGCCCAACCCGUCUGCGUACGUUGCCAUUGAUCGCGAUUCUCUUGAUGAUACGGAGAAUGGCGCUCUCUUGCGCGAGACGGGAAGGUCUCAGACCCAGACAUCUCGGGUGUGGAAGCUGGUAAGGGGGAGACCCGGCACCGUCGCUGCCCUCACUGCCCUCUUGUUGCUGGGAGUCUGGGCUGUUGUGGACAUCGCGGGAAAGAGUGGUAGCUCACACCAAGAUCUCAUUCCAGGUUCCAUUACUUCGCGCAAUGCCGCUGUAUCCUCUGAAAAUGUAAUUUGCAGUGAGAUUGGUGCCAACACCUUGCGACAAGGUGGAUCUGCUGUGGACGCAACGAUUGCCACUGGGCUGUGCAUUGGUGUUACCAAUAUGUACAGUAGUGGUAUUGGUGGAGGAGGGUUUAUGGUUGUGAGGGAAAAGAAUGGCGCGAGCAAGUAUGUGGAUUUUAGAGAAGAAGCCCCGGCUGCGAGUACCAGGGACAUGUACGUUGAAAAUCCACGAUCGGCUCAGUUCGGAGGACUGGGCGUUGGUAUCCCGGGGGAAAUUCGAGGUUAUGAGGCUGCCCAUAAAAGAUAUGGAAAAUUGCCGUGGAGAGCAUUGUUCCAACCCUCAAUUGAGCUGUCCAUUAAUGGCUGGACAGUCUCGCAGACCCUGGAAAGCCGUAUCAAAGCGGCAGGCGAUUUGAUGCUCAACAACACCGCCUUCCGCGAUGUGUUUGCACCCAACGGGCAGCUGUUGAGAAAGGGAGAUACCAUCAAACGAGAAAAAUUGGGCGCUACCCUGAAAACGAUUGCCGAGCAGGGUGCUUCGGUAUUCUAUGAGGGUAAAAUUGCCGAGAGCAUCGUAAAAACAGUCACUGACGAUGGAGGCAUCUUGACGCUCAAUGACAUGAAGCAGUAUCAAGCCAAGGUCCAAGACACGUUGAUUGGAUAUUAUCACGGCAGACGGAUUAUUACAUCACCGGCGCCUACGAGUGGCCCGGUGCUCUUGUCUGUCCUGAAUAUCAUGGAGGGUUAUGACUUGCGCGGUGAAGGGAGGACACCAACGAACAUUCACCGACUCAUCGAGAGUUAUAAACACGGCUUUGCGCAGCGCAGUUAUUACGGUGAUCCAAUUGACACGGUUUUCCGUAACAUCACUGAAAUCGCCGAGCACUUUACGGACAAGCAGACUGCUGGGCUAAUCCGGCAGAAUAUCUCUGAUACGAAAACGUUUCCCCCUGCCUACUACAACCCUCCAUUUGACGUUGAAGAAGAUCACGGAACCAUGCAUGUCUCUGUUCUUGGUCCGGACGGGGAAGCCGUGUCAAUGACCUGCACCGUAAAUUUGUUGUUUGGUGGACAAUUAAUGGACCCAGAGACUGGAAUUAUUUUGAAUGAUGAAAUGGAUGACUUUUCUAUUCCCGGUGUACCUAACGCUUUUGGUCUUGUCCCAUCGCCAUAUAAUUACGUCCAACCACGCAAGAGACCACUGUCCUCGAGCGUUCCUACCAUAAUCGAGCGUGAUGGUCAAGUGGAAGCCAUUAUUGGAGCCAGCGGCGGAAGCAGGAUUAUAACAGCAACGCUGCAAACCAUUUUUGACAUGUUGGAUUGGGGUCUUGACGCGGGACAUGCCGUAAGCAUGCCUAGAGCGCAUCAUCAGUUGCUCCCAAACACGAUUGCGGUGGAAAAUGAGUAUGAUGAUGCGCUUGUCAAAGAGCUGGAAGCAAGAGGACAUAAUGUGACAAGGUUGCCUCCAAAGUUUUACUUGAGCGGCGUGGAAGCUAUCCGUCGCCUGCGCAACGGAACUAUUCAAGCUGCCGGCGACUGGAGGAAAGAAGGGGGCGCGGCAGGGUUUUGAUCUCAAUAGAAUUUAGAUGAUCACAGCAUGUGCUGUUGUUCAGUUCACAAACUCGUUCUGUGAUUGUGUUCUGUGAUUGUUUUGUGAUGUUGUUUGUGUGUUUGGAAACUUGAUAUCCAACCAUAUGCCCAUCUGCUCCCAAACCGAUAUGAAAUAAAAAAAAACAAUUGGCGAAAAGGCCUCCUUGUUGAAAUGCGAAAUCACCUC